AUGGCAUCUCCCAUUACCUCUGUUCAGCAGCAGCAGAGCCGUCCAGUCUUCUUUGGCAACAGCUACGACAAUUACGAUGAACAAGACGACGGCCAGGCGCCCCUCAUUAGCCUAUCUGUGCGCGGAUCACGCUUCGACAUUUCCAGGGAGGAAUUGACAAAUCUCCCAGAGUCCAUUCUCUUGUGCUUGUUUCCGCAUGGAUUGAUGCUAGACGACCACCAAGAGUCGCUCAUCAGCGUUGAUUUUGACCCAUUGACCCUUCAAUAUGUGCUCGACUUUUUCCGCAAAGCCCUGCUUGAUGCGCCAGCUGGUCCUGCGCUCUCAUCCAAUGCAGAAUUGCUGCCUGGCAAAGCCGCCAUCAUCGUGCUCAAGGAGGACCUCGAUUUCUAUGUCAUCCCACCAAAGGGGCUCACACCUGCAACAACAUCCGCGCUACGGCAUGCAGCCGGCGCCCAUCUCGUUCAGCAAAGCAGUAUCUUUGAUGGACUGCGCAAGUCCGGCCACAAGUCAGCAGGUACGGCAGAGCAACACCUGAUUGAUAUGCUCUGUGCCUCUGGUUUCAAUGCAGAAGAUAACUGGUCGAAGCGGCUGCUUGAGCCAGGCAAGGCUGGUAUCACUUCUCUGGCACUUGCACUCCUCAAACAAGGAAAUACUGCUACCGGCAUGGCUACGAGUCAAAAAUUACUCCUAUUCUGGCGCAAACCAGCGAGGAAGUGUUGGUGGGAUGCCGUCUACCCGACCUCUGAGGACCUGCCAGGCGUGCCGCUCGAUGGACCGGUCAAAAUCUGGGCACGGCGUGUAUGGACACUCGAGUUGUCCAUCACUGGAUGA
Protomyces lactucae-debilis is the source of this 831-nucleotide messenger RNA. RefSeq lists its product as uncharacterized. NCBI's taxonomy places the organism in Eukaryota, Fungi, Ascomycota, Taphrinomycetes, Taphrinales, Protomycetaceae. The transcript has 2 exons. The record is from RefSeq and is a predicted model, not a curated record. Bases 1 to 831 code for a protein of 276 amino acids.